AUGGUCUAUCACCAAAGAGAUUACGAUUAACCGUGAUCGCUCGAUAUAUCUUGCGAGUCGACUGUGUCCCGCUACUCCCUUCUGUCCUUGUUCCGUUUUCGAAGCGAUUCCCGCUGAUUCAAGUGCUUUUUAUUUUAUCAUCAACGUUGCUUAACAAACGAAAUUGCGAAUUGUUGCGAAUAUGUCGUGCACAAUCACGGACCAGUUUAUUCUGCCACCUGUUAUCUAAUCGACCACUUAACAUCGGCCGCGAACGAUCGUUGGAUCAAUUUUAAUUUCACUCUGUUAACGGAAUUAAUCUUCUAACGUUGUUUUUGUCGAAAACAAGAGAAAGUUCUGUGAUUCUUUUCCUAUCGAACUCCGAACCAUGGCAGAGAACGUUUUAAAUUCCUUAAGGGAUAAAGGUUUAUUGUCCAACGACAUGCAAGAGAAACUGUUGCACUUGUUACCGGAGGAUAGCAAAGAAAAGCUAUCGACAUUUUUUCAACGAUAUCAACAGUUGAACGAACAAGAAAAACAUGAGUUAUUGGACAAUGUGGUUGGCAAGUUCAAGCAAACGUUGGAAGAUAGAAUAUAUAAUAAUACCAGCAUAUAUCAGAGAUUUUUGUAUUUCAACCCGUAUACUGUUUUCUUUUUCGCUCUGCUAUUAGUUGUGCUUGUUCUUGGUACGUUCAUUUUCGGUCUCGGAUAGGAAAUAUCAUUUUUCUUAUCGCUUAUAAUCAUUUUUAACUGCAAAGUGUUUAAAUCAUGUUUUUGUGUGA
This is a messenger RNA of Megachile rotundata (alfalfa leafcutting bee), 761 nucleotides long. RefSeq lists its product as uncharacterized. The record is from RefSeq and is a predicted model, not a curated record. NCBI's taxonomy places the organism in Eukaryota, Metazoa, Arthropoda, Insecta, Hymenoptera, Megachilidae.